Messenger RNA from Parathielavia appendiculata, 968 nucleotides. RefSeq lists its product as uncharacterized. NCBI's taxonomy places the organism in Eukaryota, Fungi, Ascomycota, Sordariomycetes, Sordariales, Chaetomiaceae. The transcript is spliced from 3 exons. The coding region runs from base 77 to 907 and encodes 276 amino acids. The record is from RefSeq and is a predicted model, not a curated record.
UUUUUUGGGCAAUCGGUCGGUGCCCGCUAUCUCUUUCCCGCCUCCACGUUCUGUCGAUGAAACGCUUCGGCCCGUCAUGGCCGGCCCACACAACUGGACCCGAGAGACAAAACCACAAGGGGAGCAUCUCGGGCCGUACCUGAACCGCGUUAUCUGGACGCUGGCGGCACUCUCAGGCCUCUUCCUGGGGCUACGCCUGUUUUCCAAGCUAUGGCGCCAUCGAGGGCUUUGGUGGGACGACCACUUCUUGAUCGCAAGCUGGCUUGCGCUCGUCAUCUCGUGUUCCUUGCAGUCGGUCGGAGUCACCUACGGACUAGGCAGAUUAUAUGCCGAACUUGACGAGCCAACAAUCAACGCCAUCUCCUUGUACUCGAUGAUCGCCGGCUUCGGCUCCAUCCUCGCCACCUGUUGGAGCAAGACGUCGUUUGCCAUCUCCCUCUUGCGCAUUUCCAACGGCUGGGUCAAGUGGUUCGUUUGGUUCAUCAUCAUCAGCGUCAACCUCGUGCUGGGCUCAAACGGCGCCAUCCAGUGGGUGCAAUGUUGGCCCAUCCAGAAGCGCUGGAAUUACUGGAUGGAGGGCAAUUGUUUCGAACCCAAGAUUGUACAGAGCUACAACGCAUUUAUCGCGGGUGCGCACUUCCAAGACAAGCCUACGGGAGGUGACGAGGUGACUGACAGGGGGCACUCGACAGCAUUCUCGGGCUUCAUGGACAUCGUGCUUGCCCUCCUUCCCUGGAAGAUUAUCUGGACCGUCGCCAUCAACAAGAGGGAGAAACUGGGCGCCUUGGUAGCCAUGAGCGCAGGUCUCAUGUACGUCUGGCGCGGACCAUGUAUGAGAGUUCCUUCUGAUGGUGCUACAACAGAUCCGGAGUCAUGUCAUUCCUCAAGAUCAGAACGCUCUAUGUGAUUGGAAACGAUAACGUAACAACGGUCGACCUCUUCAUCUUUGGCACCGCCGAGCCAGCCAC